Messenger RNA from Mesorhabditis spiculigera, 213 nucleotides. Lineage: Eukaryota; Metazoa; Nematoda; Chromadorea; Rhabditida; Rhabditidae. The record is from the annotation of a GenBank genome assembly.
AUGCUGCCCCGGUUUAGCGGCUCCCGAAAUACAGCUUCGAACUUCAACGGGUGGAGGUUUAAGCAAAAACCCGAAACACCCCGCUCGCCGCUGAUGAGCGUCGCCCAUUCGGUGAGGAGCAAGCUGAGUAAGGCGACUGGGGCGAAGCCACGACAGCGCCACGUCGUCUUCGAUCAAGGGAAGCCGGAGUAUGAGCAGGUGUGGAGCUUCAGC